Molecule: messenger RNA, 1446 nt
Organism: Polypterus senegalus (gray bichir)
Lineage: Eukaryota; Metazoa; Chordata; Cladistia; Polypteriformes; Polypteridae
Gene: sp5l
Product: Sp5 transcription factor-like
Exons: 2
Coding region: 211-1293 (360 amino acids)
Biological process (GO): regulation of transcription by RNA polymerase II
Molecular function (GO): RNA polymerase II cis-regulatory region sequence-specific DNA binding; DNA-binding transcription factor activity, RNA polymerase II-specific
Source: RefSeq, a predicted model, not a curated record
CACUUCAAAGUCAGCGGCUACGUAGUUCGGAGGUGAUUGGUUACGGGCACCAGAAAAAAAAAAAAAAGUUUUCUCGAAUGAAAGGGCAAAAUCGGGAAAUUGCGGGGGAGCAUUUGAGAGGUGCGGGGCUUUGGAGAAGAGACAGAGGCUGAGCGCACAACCUGGCAUCGGAGCGCACCGCCGUCGGACAUCACGCUGGCUGCAGAACACAUGGCUGCGCUCGCCGUGUCCACCACGGAGAACCUUCUGCACUCGUUUUUACAGGACAGAACGCCCAGCUCGUCACCGGAGAGCGCGCCUCUUCCUUUGGCGUUCCUGGCAUCCACCUGUGGUCAGGCCAGGCACAUCGGCACAACGGCCUCCGAAGUGUCCCAGUUCUCCUAUGAGGCGGCGGUGGGCUCAACCUCUGGGAUGUUUCAGCUCUGGAGCAAUGACAUUCAGGCCAGCAGUUCUCUUGGCUCCCAUCAGAUGACAUUCAGCGUCCCCAAAGUUCAGUACCCGGGCCAUGUGCCCUCAGGCUUGGGCAGCGGUCACCAUGAACUUCCACUCACCCCUCCGGCCGAACCUUCCGGCUAUUCCUUUGACCUGUCCCCUGUCAAAGUGCUGGCCUCCCAGGUGCAGAGCAAUGCCUCCUAUUCGUACCACCAGGCCAGCGCCGUGAGCCAGAACUUCUCCAACUUCCUCCAGAACUCGUCAGGUCUGCCGGGGAGGCACCACCUUGCAGGAGGGCACAUGGACGACUCUCAGCAGUGGUGGAGCCUCCAGCAAGGGAACGCCAACACCGGCACCCACCCGUUUGCACUGGGCAGGCCCCUGGUCUUGGGCCACCAGCCUCAGAUUGCCGCCCUUUUCCAGGGCACCUCCAAAAGUCUGCUGAGUUCCACCAGGAGGUGCAGGAGGUGCAAGUGUCCCAACUGCCAGGUGUCGGGGGGCCCAACCGACGAAGCAGGCAAGAAGAAGCUGCACGUCUGCCACAUUCCAGAGUGCGGCAAGGUGUACAAGAAGACGUCGCACCUGAAGGCUCACCUGCGCUGGCAUGCUGGCGAGAGGCCCUUUGUGUGCAACUGGCUCUUCUGCGGGAAGAGCUUCACGCGCUCCGACGAGCUCCAGCGCCACCUUCGCACUCACACCGGGGAGAAACGGUUCGGCUGCCAGGAGUGCGGCAAGCGCUUCAUGAGGAGCGACCACCUGUCCAAACACGUGAAGACUCACCAGAACAAGCUGAAGAAGCAGCAGCAGCAGCAGCAGCCCGGCUGUGGAGACGGACUGCUGGACAGCAUCAAGAAGGAGUAGCGCCGCUUGGUUCUCGGGACGCUCCCUGGCUGUCAGAGGCUCGUGCCCGUGGGGUCCGGCGGCGUGUGUGUGCGUGUGUGUUCGUAACCGUGUGGCCCUGGAGACUCCAUCGUCAGCGUCGAGCGGCCAGUGCUGAAGUGAAGAUGGGACCCU